Molecule: messenger RNA, 651 nt
Organism: Linum trigynum
Lineage: Eukaryota; Viridiplantae; Streptophyta; Magnoliopsida; Malpighiales; Linaceae
Source: the annotation of a GenBank genome assembly
AUGCAGACCAAGAAGAAACCCCACCAUUUCUCCCUUCUCCCUCUCCUCCUCUCCUUCCUCUCCCUCCACGCCGCCGCGGUGGCGGUGGCCAAAGACGGUCGGAGUCUAAUCAGCUUCAAAGCCGCCUUACCCAACCCACCGCCUCUACUAUCAAACUGGCUCCCCAAUAAGGACCCUUGCUCCUUCAAUGGCGUCAAAUGCCAAGGCCUCGCCGCCAACAGAGUCUCCGCCGUGGACCUCAGCUUCUCUCCCCUAAGCGCCAAUUUCCAUACCGUAGCGAAAUUUCUCCUCUCGAUUGACUCCCUCGAGAGCCUGACCCUUCAAUCGGCCAACGUCUCGCGGUCCAUAGCGUUUCCUCCCGGAUCUAAGUGUAGCUCUGUUUUGACCAACUUAGAUCUAUCAACGAAUUCUCUGUCGGGUCCCGUUUCAGAUGUUUCGGGUUUGGCCGCGUGCCCCGGUUUGAAGUCCCUUAAUCUCUCCGGCAACGCUCUGGAUUUCUCGCUGAAGGAGAAGUGGAACGGCGGGUUGAAGAUUGUUGCGGGUUUGGAGUCGCUUGAUCUUUCGUGGAACGACAUGUUUGACGAAUUCUCUAGAAGGGGUCGUUGUCGACGAUGGAUAAGUGGUGCUCUGUUUUUCAUAAAUGGUCUGUAG